This is a messenger RNA of Haliotis rubra (blacklip abalone), 1017 nucleotides long. Its product is annotated as sulfotransferase 1B1-like. Gene Ontology annotation, biological process: sulfation. Bases 17 to 880 code for a protein of 287 amino acids. NCBI's taxonomy places the organism in Eukaryota, Metazoa, Mollusca, Gastropoda, Lepetellida, Haliotidae. The transcript is spliced from 5 exons. Gene Ontology annotation, cellular component: cytoplasm. The record is from RefSeq and is a predicted model, not a curated record. Gene Ontology annotation, molecular function: sulfotransferase activity.
UCGUAGUGGAGAAAAUAUGAUUGUCAACUGCUACAAAGGAUGCUAUUUCUACCGGGGAGGAUUUCCCAUACCGUUUGACGAGCACAUGAAACGGGUUGAGGACAUGAAGCUGCGAUCUGAUGAUGUCCUGCUUUGCACUUAUCCUAAAUCAGGAACACACUGGCUGUGGGAGGUGAUAAGCAUGAUACUACAUGAAGAUCUCGAAUACAGAGAGAACGUGCGUGGGAUGGACAUGCUGGACUUCGCACCAAUGAGUCUUCUGGACUCCAUCAAAUCUCCCAGGGUGCUCGGCUGUCAUUUCCGUUUCCAGUUUCUCCCCAAAGAGGUUUUAACGAAGAAGUCUAAAGUUGUAUACGUUCUCCGUGACCCCAAAGCUGUUGCAGUUUCCUUCUACAAUAUGGAAUUUGGUAUGAAAACAGUAAGGAGCUAUGAUGGACAUGUUCCUGUCAAAGAGUAUAAUGGCAAGUGGGAGGACUAUCUGGAAUUGUUCCUCAAUGGCGACGUGGAGUAUGGAUCUUGGUUCGACCACACUCUUGGGUGGCAACAAGCAAUAGAAGAUAUUCCCGAUCUGGAAAUAUUCCUGUUGAAAUAUGAAGACAUGAAACAUGAUCCUGUUUCAUCGAUACAAAAACUAAGCAAAUAUUUAGAUAAACCAUGUAAUGUGGAGAGAGCGCAGGCGAUUGCGGACGCCUGCAGCUUUUCCAACAUCAAGAAAGUCAGUUCAGGAACCAAGGCUGAUGGCGUUGGAUGGAAGGAAGGGGGGGAUAUGUUCAGGAAAGGGCAAACCAACAACUGGAAGGAGUGGUUCACGGUGGCUCAAAACGAGAGGUUUGAAGACGUCCUAAAGACAAAAAUGAACAGAAGCGAUGUUUCUAAAUAAGAAACAUACACAAGGAUAUGGCACUAUCGUGGAGUGUUAACAGCGCCACAUGUAUGUCCAUGUACAUGUACAGUGCCACCAGAAAUUAUUGAGAAUUUAAAGAUUGUAAUUGUUUUUGUUUUCUUCACUCAUUACUC